Molecule: messenger RNA, 1895 nt
Organism: Phalaenopsis equestris
Lineage: Eukaryota; Viridiplantae; Streptophyta; Magnoliopsida; Asparagales; Orchidaceae
Product: putative disease resistance protein RGA3
Exons: 1
Coding region: 1-1656 (551 amino acids)
Source: RefSeq, a predicted model, not a curated record
AUGAAAAUGCCGCAGAUUGUCUUUUCUUGGAUCCAUGGGAUUGGGAAGUUAAACUCUCUUCAAAAAUUGGAUGUGUUUUAUGUUAAGAAUGAAGAUGGUUAUAGAAUUGGGGAGCUGGAACAUAUGAACGAACUCCGGCUAUUAAAUAUCAAAUUUCUUGGAAGUGUGAAGGAUGACAAAGAGGCAUGCAAUGCCAAAUUAUGUGAAAAGAGAAACCUAUUGGAAUUGUCUUUAGAUUGGGGUGACACUGAGCUACAAAGUCAAACCCCAUCACACAUUGUAGAUUGCAUCUUGCAUGAACAGGUGCUUGCAAAUCUUCAACCACAUAACAAUCUAAAGAAACUUUGCAUACGUGCAUAUAUGGGUGCAAGGUCUGCAGCAUGGAUGGACAAUGCCAAUUUGAUCUCCAGUCUAAACUUCAUAUAUCUAGAUGAGUGUUUGGAGUGGGAAACUCUUCCGCCUUUUGGGCAGCUUCCAUUCCUCAAGGCAUUGCGUCUUCAGAACAUGCCAAAAGCAAAGCGUUUUAAUCACAAAUUUCAAGGGAAAGCCAAGUAUUGUAUGUUUCCAUCACUGCAGGCGCUAGAUAUUGGUAAAUUAGAUGCAUUAGAGGAUUUUUUUGAUACAUCAGGAGCAGCAGAAGAUGACGGUUUCUUUCCUUGCUUAACGAAGCUUCACCUCAUAGAUUGCCCAAAUUUGCAACAGUUUCCUUUUUUACCUCCUAAGCUCAGAACAUUAACAAUCAAUAACAUUGGGUGGAAAGCUUUGAACUGGAAACAAGGCACUAGCAACUCUUGCAGCAUUUCAAAAAUCGCUCACCUUUCCUCAUUAAACAUCUGUCGCUGUCCAAACCUGACAUCUUUUCCUCUAGCUGAUGAAAUGGUAAGACUUGAAGCACUGAGAAACUUGACAAUUCAAGAUUGCCCCGCACUGAUCUCUCUCAACGGACUGCAAGUUAGCGCUAAGAAUUUCUCUCUUAAAUUGGAGAAUCUUAGUAUAACCGAUCCAUCUGUGUUGCUAUUGGAGCCAUUGAGAAGUAUCACCUCCUUGGAAAAGCUGACAAUUGAAAAUAAUGAUGAGGUGGUUGCAUUUCCGUUUGAGGUGGGACAGUGGUUUCUACAAGUUAGCUCGUCACUUUGUUUGUUGAUUUUAGGAAGGUUCAAAUCCCUGCAGUCUCUCCCUUCUUCCUUGGAAAGCCUCUCUUCACUUAAGACUCUACUUGUGCAUAUGGUUCCUCUACUCCAGGUGUUGCCGAACAUUCCCACCUCUCUGGAAUUCUUAUCGCUUCAAGAACUCGAAUCAUUGCAGUGCCUGCCAUAUUUUUUGUCAACCGUCUCAUCUCUCAAGCAGCUACGUUUAGUUGGAAUUCCGCUCCUCAAAUCAUUGCCAGACCUCCCUACCUCUUUGUUUGAGUUAUAUAUAGAAGAUCUCGUUCAGCUGGAUUGCCUACCUUCUUCCCUUGCAAGCCUAUCUUCUCUCCACAGUCUUGACAUCGUAAAGGUUCCUAAGCUACGAGAAUUACCAGACCUCCCUCACUCCUUGGAAAAUCUGAGAAUACAGAAUUGUCAGCAAGACUUCAUGGAGCGCUAUGAGGAGCCAUCAGGCUCUGAUUGGCACAAGAUUGCACUCAUUCCUAAUGUCCACAUUCUACUAGGUUAGAGUAAGCAUAGGAGUGGUCCGUAUAAUACGCGCCAACAUGACAUUCAAAACCCUUUCCAAUUUUAUGAGUUUUUGUGUAAUUCAUGUAAUACUAAAUCAGUCCCUUCUCAUGGGUAUGUGAGGACUUGUUAUUUAGUUAGAUUCAUGUUCUGUUAUAGUGCUAUGUGGAUGCUUAUUGUAAUAUGCAAUCACUGUUUAAGUGAUUAUUUGGUUGGUUGUUAAUUUUUAAUUACAAUUGU